This is a messenger RNA of Manihot esculenta (cassava), 2277 nucleotides long. RefSeq lists its product as uncharacterized. Gene Ontology annotation, molecular function: protein-arginine N-methyltransferase activity. Gene Ontology annotation, biological process: peptidyl-arginine methylation. The coding region runs from base 68 to 1183 and encodes 371 amino acids. The transcript is spliced from 9 exons. The record is from RefSeq and is a predicted model, not a curated record. Lineage: Eukaryota; Viridiplantae; Streptophyta; Magnoliopsida; Malpighiales; Euphorbiaceae.
GAGGCCAUUACUUAGGGUUUUGACUGGGCAGAGUUGCUCUUCGAAUUCCUAAUUUUCAAGAAUCAGCAUGGCCUCGUCUUCGAAACCCAUUCCUUUUAUCGAGGAAAAUUAUGGGCUCGCAUUCCACCAAUCAAUGCAACAACUCGUAGAUGAAAUACACAAAGAAACAUUAAAUUUGUCUCAUUUCAUCAAUGUAUUCUACCGAUUAAUGCAAUCGAAAGUUGAUCCUCCUAUAGAAACGAUCUGGAUCUACUCUGCUUUGUCCUUCAGGAGCCGAAAAAAAGCAAACCAGGAUCUUUCAGAUCAUAUUCUGAUUGUAAAGGAACUGUUUCAACUUAUUUCGAGAUGCUCAGGUCCGUGUAGUGCUUCGAAAAGCAUAGCAUUGCUAGCUCCUGUUGUUUUCCAAGUUUAUAAUUUGGUUGUUGAGUUAUUGGGCAAAGAUUUGGGAGCUAGGAGAGUGAAGAAAGCUGCUAAGGAGGCCAAGUCUUUGAUUGGGGAGAUUAUUGGAUAUGUAAGUGUGUGUUGUGGUAAGGAUGUCAGUAAGGAAAGUGAUUCAAAUUUGAGUGUAUCGUUUUUAGAUUUGGCUAGUCUCUGGAUUGAUGGGAACGACGGCUUGAAGGGUUUUUUACCUCUCACGAGUGAUGAGAUAUAUAAAGAGAUUAGUGUUGGAGGGUCAACAGUUGCAAACUUGGCUGGAGUUGUUAUUUCUGAGGUUUUCUUGUUGAAGCUAUGCUUGGAUUUACGAAUAGGGAAUCGAGGGGAAGCGCUGGAGAAGGAACUGAGAAGUUGGAUUGUUGGCUCAAUAACUGGGUUACAGAGCUUCUACUUCUUCGAGACUCUUGUGAGGAUGCUGUUGGAGCCAGCCUUGCCUGUGACUUCACUAUUGGAAAUGCUGAAGGAUGUAGUGAGAACUAAAACUUAUCAAAAUGUUAUUUAUCAGAAUAAGUUUCUAUUUAAGAAUAAAAUAGUACUUGAUGUUGGCGCUGGAACUGGAAUUCUGUCCCUAUUUUGUGCAAAAGCUGGGGCUGCACAUGUUUAUGCGGUUGAGUGCUCAGACAUGGCUGACAUGGCAAAAGAAAUAGUUGAAUCAAAUGGUUUUUCAGAAGUUGUAACGGUUUUGAAGGGAAAGAUUGAAGAAAUUGAGCUACCAGUUGCUAAAGUAGAUAUUAUAAUUUCAGAGUGAAUGGGAUAUUUUCUAUUGUAUGAAAAUAUGUUAAACACGGUCCUCUAUGCACGAGAUAAAUGGCUUGUCAGUGAUGGAAUUCUUCUACCAGACAAAGCUUUCCUUUAUUUGACAGCCAUUGAGGAUGCAGACUACAAAGAAGAUAAGAUUGAAUUUUGGAAUAAUGUGUAUGGCUUUAACAUGAGUUGCACCAAGAAGCAAGCCAUCAUGGAACCUCUUGUUGAUACUGUUGAUCAGAAACAAAUUGUCACAGACUGCCAGCUCCUCAAGAUUAUGGAUAUCUCUCAAAUGGUUUCUGGGGACGCUUCCUUCACAGUUCCUUUUAAGCUUGUGGCUGAGCGGGAUGAUUACAUCCAUGCCUUGGUGGCCUACUUUGAUGUGUCAUUUACCAAAUGUCGCAAGUUAAUGGGCUUCUCUACAGGGCCAAGAUCACGGGCUACACACUGGAAGCAAACAAUUCUGUACCUAGAAGAUGUGUUAACUAUAUGUGAAGGGGAAGUCUUAUCUGGGAACAUGACUGUCGCACCGGACCAAAAAAAUCCUCGCGACAUUGAUAUAAUGAUCAAAUAUGCAUUGAAUGGGCAGCGGUGUGUGGUCUCAAGAACUCAAUAUUAUAAGAUGCGGUGAAGUAAUCUACAUGUUAUUCAAAAUUCAAAGCAGUAGUGGCAAAGGUGAUGCUUAACCACAACUUCUAUCUAGUAAGUUGCUUUCUAUUUGGGAGCUGAGUGUAUUUCUCAUUUCUCUCUGUUCAAGAAUUGAGAGAGUUAUGGGCUUGGCUUCCCUUACAUGUAUUUUGCCUGCAAUUUUUGGCAAUCCCCUUUUACGUAUUUGCAAAGGGGAAUGAGAAUCUAACGCUGAAAUUUUGAGUUUUAAUUUUUCAGGACCUUAAUUGUAUUGUUUUAAGUGGUUGGAAAUUGAAUCUUAUUUCUUCAGUGUACACCUUAUGUCCCCUAUGAUUUGCAAGAAAUUACUUUUCAGGCGAUUCCGUUCAUAGUGAGCGGGGUUUAGGUCGUCUCAAAAUUAGUCUUCCAACUUUAUUUCUGUAAUCAAUUAGAAUCUUAUUAUUAUUAUUGUUGGUAUUAUUAAUUUCUUUC